GAGCCGAAACCCAGCCACAGCUACAUCGGACUCAUCGGCAUGGCUAUUCUUAACUCCAAGGAGAAAAAACUGGUCCUAAGUGAUAUUUAUCAAUGGAUACUGGAUAAUUAUCCAUACUUCCGAACGCGGGGACCCGGCUGGCGCAACAGCAUCCGACAUAAUUUAUCUCUGAACGAUUGCUUUAUCAAAGCUGGUCGCAGUGCUAACGGGAAGGGCCAUUACUGGGCUGUGCAUCCGGCCAACGUCGAAGACUUUGAACGGGGCGAUUUCCGCCGUCGUCGAGCGCAAAGAAAA
Messenger RNA from Lymnaea stagnalis (great pond snail), 294 nucleotides. NCBI's taxonomy places the organism in Eukaryota, Metazoa, Mollusca, Gastropoda, Lymnaeidae. The record is from the annotation of a GenBank genome assembly.